CCCCGUUUAUUUCCCCGUUUUUCCCCAGCCCGAUGGAGUUCCCCGAGCACAGCCGGCAGCUGCUGCGGGGGCUGCGGGAGCAGCGCUCCCGGGGGAUCCUGUGCGACUGCACGGUGCUGGUGGGCACCGCGCCCUUCCCGGCGCACCGGGCCGUGCUGGCCGCCUGCAGCUCCUUCUUCCACCUGUGCUACGCCGAGCCGGGCGGCGCGGGCGGGGCGCGGGGCGCCGUGGUGGCCCUCAACAGCGACAUCGUCACGGCGCCCGCCUUCGCGCUGCUGCUGGAGUUCAUGUACGAGGGGCGGCUGGCGCUGGCCGCCCCGCUGGAGGACGUGCUGGCCGCCGCCAGCUACCUGCACAUGAACGACGUGGUCAAGCUGUGCAAGAAGAAGCUGCAGGCGCGGGGCCCGGCCGAGGCCGACAGCACCAAGCGGGAGGAGGACGCCGCCAGCCCGGCCCCGCCGCAGCCGCCGCCGCAGCCGCCGCUGCAGCCCCCGCCGGGCGACGCGGGGACGCCGCCGGAGCCGCCGCUGGUGGACGCGGCCGACACGACCCAGCCCGGGGUGGGCGGCGAGCGACCCCCGCCCAGCCCCAGCAGCUCCUGCGAGGCCGCGCCGGGACCCGGAGCCGCCGCCCCGUCCGCGGGCGGGGGUCCCUGGGCCGCGCCCCCCGGCCCCGCCGCUGUCAUCAAGGCCGAGGCCAUCGUGAUCUCGGACGAGGAGCCCGACGGCGCCCGCCGCCCCGCCGCGCCCCCUCCUGCUCCUCCGCCGCCGCCGCCGCCGCCGCCGCCGCCUGCCCCGGGCCGAGCGGCGGGAUUCGGGGAGGGGGCGGCGCUGGGCCCGGCGCUGGGGGGGCUGCGGGAGCCGCUGUUCCUGGCGCCGCUGGAGCCCCGCGGGGGUUUCGGGCUGUUCGCCGAGGAGGCCCCGACGUGCCCGACCUGCGGGAAGACGUUCUCGUGCUCGUACACGCUGCGGCGCCACGCCACCGUGCACACCCGCGAGCGGCCCUACGAGUGCCGCCACUGCCUGCGCUCCUACACGCAGUCCGGGGACCUGUACCGGCACGUCCGCAAGGCCCACAGCCACGGCGGGGCCGCCCGCGGGCCCCGCGACCCCGCCCGCGACGGCGACAACCCGCCCUGACCGCCGCGGCCGCCCGGGGAACCGGGAUGGACCGAGCCGAGCCGAGCCGGCGGCGGGGCUCGGACGGGGACACCGGCAUGGGGACAACUGCUCUGACCGGGGACACCGGGACGGGGAUGCCUGCGGCCACCGGGACACCUGUACCGUGCUGGGACACCGGGACUGGGACACGCGCCCUGAGCGGGACCCCCGGGGCGGCAGCGCCUGCACGGCCGGGACCCCCG
Molecule: messenger RNA, 1363 nt
Organism: Lonchura striata (white-rumped munia)
Lineage: Eukaryota; Metazoa; Chordata; Aves; Passeriformes; Estrildidae
Source: RefSeq, a predicted model, not a curated record